Molecule: messenger RNA, 1359 nt
Organism: Penicillium longicatenatum
Lineage: Eukaryota; Fungi; Ascomycota; Eurotiomycetes; Eurotiales; Aspergillaceae
Exons: 3
Coding region: 1-1359 (452 amino acids)
Source: RefSeq, a predicted model, not a curated record
AUGUCAAUCUCACAAUCGCAGGCCUUAGGGCAUUCGAUGCUCGACCAAUUCCUUCUGGAUGAAAAUUGGAAAAACUUCAACCAUGGGGCGUAUGGUACAUUUCCUGCUGAGGUUCGAGAUGAGCACCGCAAGCUCCAAGAUAAACUCGAAGGAGGUCCGGACAGAUUCAUUCGCUACCUACAUCCCGAACUGCUGGACGCUUCCCGAAAGGCAAUGGCCACUUACUUAAAUGUUCCAACCAACGAGAUUGUCUACGUGAAAAGUGCAACUGUUGCUAUCAACACUGUGCUUCGAAAUCUUUCUUUUGGUCCACAAGAUAUGGUCAUCUACUUUUCCACUAUCUUCGCUGCAUGUGAAACAACGAUCCAGUCUGUCAUGGAGACUACCCAACUGAAAGCUCGGAAGAUAAACUGUGUGCUUCCGAUGACCCACGGAGAUAUUGUCGCCAAGUUUGAGGAGACAGUGCAGCAAGCCAAGGAAGAUGGGUUCAACGUCCGAAUCGCUAUUUUUGACACCGUUUCCAGUAUGCCUGGUGUCAGACUUCCUUUCGAAAGAUUAACGGAAGUUUGUCGCGAGCAUCAGAUUCUCAGCUGCAUUGAUGGUGCACAUGGAGUUGGUCAAAUUCCUAUCGAUUUAGGCAAAAUCAGACCUGAUUUUUUCGUGAGCAUCACCCAUAAGUGGCUGUACAACCCCAGAGGGUGUUCUGUCUUCCAUGUCCCUCGCCGCAAUCAAAACCUGAUCCGUACGACAAUUCCAACCUCUCACAUUGUCAUCCCAAAAGCGCAGGAGCAUGACUAUCCAGCUUAUCCUGAUUCAAAAUCAUCGUUUGAAAUGAUGUUUCAAAACACAGCAAUCACCGACGACACUUCCUAUUUGACUGUCCCAACCGCCCUGGGAUUCCGAGCGCGCAUACCUGGGGGCGAGGAUGCUAUCUUUAAAUACAUUCGAGAGAUAGCAUUUGAAGGUGGUAACCUCGUCGCUCAAAUCCUCGGAACGAAUGUUUUAGGGGAACCUGGAUCGGAGAGAGAGGGACCUUGUCGUAUUCGAGACUGUGCUUUUGCCAAUGUGCGUCUUCCGAUCACUAUCAAUGAUUCGGGAGCAGGGGAAGAAGCAAAGGAAACGGGACAAUGGCCUGUUCUGACUACUCUACAAGCAAACAAAUUUGCUGCUCGUCUGCAUCAGAAACUUGUGAUGGACUACUCUGCUUCUACUUCUCCCUUUGUUUAUGGUUCAUGGUUGUGGGUUCGACUUAGUGGACAGAUCUAUCUGGAGUUGGAAGACUUCAAGUGGCUUGGGCAGGUCUUAAAAGAGAUUUGUGCAAGUCCUGGAACUAUUUUGGGAGACAAUGUUGCGGAAUAG